GCUGACCAUCAACCACGCGCACCGGUUAGCGCGGGCAGCCAGCAAGCUCCUUCGCUUGAAUUCCCCAACGCCAGCACAUCGACUGGCCCGAGGCUGGAACGUAGGCUCGCAGGCAGCUCUUUAUUCAACGGCGCUCCAUUCCGGCCAUCCAGACUCUUUCUUAAUGCAGCAACAAACGUACUACCCCCAGCACGUCGGGUCCCUUAAAUCCACGCACGUCAGGGAAGACAGGCAGGCGCAAAUCCAGCCCAGUCCCACCACUCUGGCAAUGACGACACCUUGAGCUUUCACUACUAAGCCUGGGCGCACAGCGGCGUCACAGCUGAGGUUCUCCAACUCCGUUUCCAUCCGCCGACCGACAUGUUCGCACUCUCGCUCGUCAUGGGCCCCCGGAAGCGAGCGCGGCCGAACCCCAGUGAUGGUGCCGGCGCAUCAAGCACGAUCAGCCUCCCCCUUCCUCGGCCAGAUCCAGAAGACACGCACGCGCGACUACUGCCCGGGCCCGAGGCGGCCGCAUCGUCUCCAAACCUUCCGAUACCCUCGGCACCAACGCAGAAGCCAGCAAUGGAAGCGCAGGCGUCCGACAAACGCUCUUCCAUCAACAGCGAUGCGUCGCAGCCCAUGCCCAAGCAAGUGAAAAAGACAAAGAGCUGGUAUGGCUCCUGGCCGCGCGCCCCGCGAGCCAAGGCAGCCCCGUCGACGCAGGUCGCCCGAGAGUCUAUACUUGGGGGUACGUUGAAGCCCGACAUAACACUCGACUUGUCUCGCUAUGAUGCCAAGAAAGUCUCUGCAGACGCUGCCGGUGACGCUGCCGCCGAUCAUGGCGGCGUUGCCAUAACUUCGACGCUUCCACACAUCGAGGAAAACGGGCCAGCUGGAACCCAUGCAAACGCCCCUUCAGAGACCGCCGCUGCCGUCACUCCGAGCCGCGAACCUUCCAGCACCACCGGGGGGCCGGUCGCAAAAGCCCCAUCACCUACCGACCAAGAAACCCCACGCGCUUCUCAGGCCACUACUGCUGAGCUCCCACAGCAGCCGGUGACAUCUUCUGGAUGGCUUGGCUGGUUGGGCAGGCCAACCGUAACGGAUGUCUCAGUUUCGCUAGAGCCCGCAACGCCAGAGCCUAAUAAGCCCGAUACUUUGUUAGAACAAGAACAGGCCAAGGAUGAGCAUGCUGCCCCUAAAACCGGUGAUGCGCAGGAAGCGUCAGCGAGCUUGGGCGAUGUAGUGCCCUCGGCUUCCCAAUCGCUCCCAGAGCCCACUGGCUCGUCGUGGUUUGGAUUUUGGCCGGCUCGGACGCUUACCAAACAGCCAGACCCAACUGAUGAACGAGAUAUCGCCAACAAGGACGACGGGCCAACGCCACAACUUGCAGUCGACGCAGAGCCAGCAAAAGGGCAAGAAGACGUGGCCAUUCCAGAUGCACCAGUGACUUCACCACAGGCGCAACCUGCCGGGUCUACUUGGGCUUUUUGGUCCAGAGACACCAAGAGUAAGCCCGGAACUGCAGACACCUCGGCUCGUGAGCCUGGAGAGAUUGCCGUGAUGGGGCAGGGCUCGGAAGCUCAUCCUCAGCCAGCAAGCAAUGCCGAGGUCAAGAUCACCACACCUAUUGUAAAAGAACCAAUGCCUGUAACUCAUACCAAGGACGCGGGCAAGAAGCCCAAGAGACUUCGACCCCAGUCCAUGGAUAUUGAUGAGCCCGGAGCUCGACCUAGUACACCAGCCUCGACUUCCUCGGUGGCAGCAGACUCGGCCAGUAUCAGAUCGGCUACGCAGACCCCUGACAGUACCGCCAAGAACUCUGGCGCAAACCUCUUGCUUCCGUCGUUUAGGUCGACGUACCGAAUGAAGGGAAACCCGUCCAUCCUACGCCAAAUUACGCAGUUCCUUCUCCGCACUCAACAACCACCGCCGCUUAACCACGUCUUCCUUGCCCGAGAGCCGCCAAAGAUCAAAAAGGCGCUUGCCAUCGGCGUGCAUGGUUUAUUCCCAGCUACCUACCUGCGGCCCAUGAUAGGGCAGCCCACUGGCACAUCAAUCAAAUUUGCCAAUCAUUGCGCUGACAGCAUCCGGCGGUGGGCUGAUAGCCACGGGUGUGAGGGGUGCGAGAUAGAAAAGGUGGCGCUGGAGGGUGAAGGCAAGAUCGGAGACCGGGUCGAGAACCUUUGGAAGCUUCUCCUGAACUGGAUCGACCUCAUCCGACAGGCAGAUCUUAUCAUGGUUGCUUGCCAUUCCCAGGGAGUCCCCGUCGGCGUCAUGCUGGUCGCUAAGCUCAUUGAGCUCGGAAUCGUUACGACAUCGAGGAUUGGCAUUUGCGCAAUGGCGGGUGUAUCUCUUGGGCCCUUUCCGAGCUACCAGUCGGGGAUGGGCAUGCUCAUGGGGUCCGCUGCCGAGCUAUGGGAAUUUGCAAAUCCCGAAAGCGAAGUGUCGAGGCGCCUAGAGGCGUCGCUCAGAGCCGUACUAGCUCAUGGAGCGCGGGUUACGUACAUUGGGAGCAUGGACGACCAGGUCGUGCCUCUUGAGUCUGCCCUCUACUCGUCGGCGAGCCACCCACUUCUCUAUAGGGCAGUUUUUGUUGACGCUAGGGUGCAUGCUCCAGACUUCAUUGCCCACCUGGUCGGGUUUGCGCUCAAGCUACGCAAUAUGGGGAUUUCCGACCAUGGGCUUAUCCGGGAGCUGAGUGUACCACUCGCUGGGUCACUGUACUCGGGUGCCGGCCAUUCUACCCUGUACGAUGACCCACAGGUCUACGACCUUGCCAUAUCGCACGCCCUCGAGACCAGCGACGUUGGCCGAGUGCCUUGCGAGAUCCGAAGACAUGAGGGCAUCACCAACCCCAAUCCGUACCACCUGCCAUGGAUUAUGCGUGGGCUGCUGGAGGAAGACCUCGCCAGGACAGAGCUCUCGUCCGAGGUCGCGGAGCUUCUGGCGCAGUUCGACAACUGGAAGCCCGUCACCAAGCCCCUGAAGGACGUCAAGUACAGGCUGGAAGCGGUCCGGUCCAAGUUGUAGACGGAUAGACGGUCUCGUUACUUUGAAGACAUUCGUACAUUACCUGGCGAACCGCGUAAAGUUGCAUUUGGUGGGAGGGUCUACGGCGUUCUUCAUACAUUCUUUGUUUCUUUGCGUUUUCGUUUUUCAUCUCAAGCAGCCUUUUGUUACUGGGGAGAGAGCAUGGCGACAAGGUUCGCUUCUAGACGGUAUGAGAUAUGGGAUCCGGCUUCAUCAACAAAAUGAUAAUCGAUGUACCCGUCUACGCCCACCACAAAAAAAUACGACAGGCAGUCUUACAGGAGGUCCCAAAGAUUGAGUGAAAUU
Gaeumannomyces tritici R3-111a-1 is the source of this 3321-nucleotide messenger RNA. RefSeq lists its product as hypothetical. NCBI's taxonomy places the organism in Eukaryota, Fungi, Ascomycota, Sordariomycetes, Magnaporthales, Magnaporthaceae. The record is from RefSeq and is a predicted model, not a curated record. The transcript has 6 exons. The coding region runs from base 361 to 3015 and encodes 884 amino acids.